This is a messenger RNA of Aspergillus neoniger CBS 115656, 834 nucleotides long. RefSeq lists its product as uncharacterized. The coding region runs from base 1 to 834 and encodes 277 amino acids. The record is from RefSeq and is a predicted model, not a curated record. NCBI's taxonomy places the organism in Eukaryota, Fungi, Ascomycota, Eurotiomycetes, Eurotiales, Aspergillaceae. The transcript is spliced from 2 exons.
AUGUUGGAAUCCUUGCCCCCAUUGAAAUCUCUCUGCCUGCUAGGCGGAUAUGCGCCCGCAUUACUCACCCGUGGUAAAGUGCUUCGCAAGCAUGGACCGACACUCCUCGAAUUGGAAUUACAUCGGGCAUCGCCUUCGACGCAAAAGAUAGACCUGUAUGAGCUUGCCCUAGGCAAAGGAAUUGGUCCAGUUUUCUCGGUCAAUGAUAUUUUGGACCUCAGCCGCCAGCUUCCAUUGCUCAAGAAGCUGCAAAUCUGUGUUCAGCGCCGCCGUGGCCUUGAGGGAGCCGUGUACACAGCCCUAGGACAGUUCACAUGUCUGGAGGAGCUAGAACUAGUUCUCAACUGCCUUCCGGAGAUGAACAGUCUCAGCCACCCGGUCCCGCCGCGUGAGUUGACAGAUUUCGAAAUGGCUCGAAUCUGGCAUAGUUCUGUGCUAGGUGGGUGGCCCAGAUGGUACAUGCGUGAUUUGAUGAUCAAUUGUCGAAACGGGAAUUGCCUACAACGUCUGACGAUCCACCCUUUGUAUGGCCAGUUGGGAGAGUAUUCCAGAUACUUCUAUUAUGAAGACUGUAAAAAGGUUAAGGAGGAAGGCUUUCUAGACCAAAAGGCCCCGACGUGGGUAGUUGAGCCAGAUCUUCUGACAGGGCUACGAGCCCAGAAGUGUAUUAAGCCAAGGCGUGACUUAAGCGACCUGGCAGAUGAAGAAGAUAGCACAUUGAUCCCUGUACAGGAAGUGGGUGGCGUAUUUGCCAUGGAAGAGGAAAAAGACGUUCAAACCGUCUUUCAGUCCCUCUGGCCCACAGAGGAUAUCAGUGCUUGGCCACUUUAUUAG